AUGUCCGCCAAAGUCGGCACCGGCCUCGCUGCACAUCCAGCCAAAAGCACCAUCUCAUUUGAACAGCACUAUAACCCGGACGCUUCCCUGGUUCUAAUUGGAUUCCCUGGUGCUGGGAAGAAAACCCUGGGUAUAAUGGCUUCUAUGGGUCUUCGUCGUCGAUUCAUUGACUUUACUGCCCACUUUAAAGAUGAGUUUCAUAUCUGUCCUCAAGCCUAUAUUACACAGUACGGAUCAGCACGUUAUCUGGAAGCAGAACUGUGCCUCUAUCGUGAUUUGCUGGCAAAUUAUAGUCAUGAAAAGGCCUUGAGGCAAUGCAUGGUGACAAGUCCCGAGACUUUUGACCGUGUUUUACGGACUGGACACCGAGUUUUCAAAUCAUGCUCGAAUUUUGACUACUAUAAUCUUUUCGAGGAUCUCAUCCCGGGGGCUGAAAAUUCCCGACCUUCAUAUCUCAAGCUUAAGGAGACGGAGAAAUCCUUUGUCAGGUUCCUGAACCAUAUCUUUGGGUGCCAGGGUCGCUUGCGCUAUUCGGCUGAACUGUUCUCUGCGUCUCCAUCAUAUGCUCUCCAGGUGCCACUAGCUUGGCUGGAAGAACCAUCCCAGAAUUACCACGCACUAGAAAAUGGAGCAGAUGCCGUCAGCUUGGUUGUUGAUACGACAGAGAUAGCGGACCACCACUUUGCUGAUAAGCUAGCAAAGAGUGUGGCUCUUAUACGAAGGCAUUCGCGGGCCCCCCUCAUUGUCGAUGUACAGACACCGGAAAAGACACAGAUCUCCGGUUAUCUCAUCGUCCUGGGGCUCGUUGCUCGCCUGGCACCAGACGUCUUGACCUGCUCAUUAGUCUGCCAUGAUGAAGAUUUUAGGGGACUACUUGGAAACAUCAACCGAACAAAAGUUAUCGCCACGUUCCAUCAACAAACCCCAUUGGAAUGGAGUGAAGAAGACCAUCGCAGGUUUAUCUCGAUGUGCAAUCGGGCGCAUAGGCUCGGAUGCGCGGCUAUUCGAAUAACAGGAGAGUCCCGGUCCUUGGAGGACAAUUUGGGUUGCGUUAGCUUUCUGCAAAACAUCAGCAGAACAUCUCCUCUAUGCGUCAUGGCUCAUCACGUUGGUUGUGCCGGCCGUCCUUCAGUCUGCCUUAACCCUGUAUUGGCACCUGUGGUUCAUGAGUCAAUGAGACACAAAGGGGCCACACUGCAGGAAGCACAGCUAUCCCUUUCAAGCUGUUUUCUCUACCAGCGGAAGAGAUUCCACCUCAUCGGCCGGGAGUUGUCAUAUAGCUUGUCCCCAGAAAUGCACAAUAUGGCAUAUUCUGCAUGUGGACUCCCUAAUGUCUAUUGUUUAACAGAGAUCCGAAGCCUGUCUGACAUUAAUUCCCUCCUGAACGCCGAUGAUUGUGGGGGCGUUGCAGUAUCUCUUCCCUACAAGACAGAGGUACUAAAGUACCUAGACGAGGUCAGUGAGGAUGCCAGCAACAUCAAUGCAGUCAAUACUGUGGUGAUGGAGAUGCACAAUCGUCCGGGAGAGCGUCCGCGACGCAUACGAAAAGGCUAUAACACGGACUACGUCGGCAUUCGUAAUUGCGUGUAUCAACAUCUUUCACCCGCAAACGGUAUCCGUGAUGGCACAGCAGCUCUGAUUAUUGGUGCUGGGGGUAUGGCACGAGCAGCUGUGUAUGCCUGCUAUCACCUCGGUGUUCGGAAUAUUUGUAUAUUCAACCGGACCCCUCGCAACGCGGAAACGCUGAUCGACUAUUUUACCCAGUGGUCGGCGUGUAGACCUGGACCCCCCUUAACUUUUACGCUACUCCGGUCAACGGGUACUUGUUGGCCGCCUCAGCUUCGUCUACCGACUAUUGUCAUAUCAUGCAUCCCGUACGUGGAAAGUGGCAAUAAGUCAACGCCUUUUCAAGUACCAGAGAAAUGGCUCAGCAGCAAGACUGGGGGCGUUUAUAUGGAGGUAGCAUACGGUCCACUGAAAACUGCAUCCUUGAGAGAGAUGGAACAAUACAAGUCUAGAGGCUGGAUUGUCGUCGAUGGGUUUAGCGUUCUGCUGGAGCAAGGCAUCGAGCAGUAUGAACUCUUUACCAGGAGACCGGCACCCGUCCAUGUAAUGAGAGAGACUAUCCAGCAACUCAAAGCUCGCUCAUAG
This is a messenger RNA of Aspergillus udagawae, 2151 nucleotides long. Its product is annotated as putative pentafunctional AROM polypeptide. The coding region runs from base 1 to 2151 and encodes 716 amino acids. The transcript is spliced from 3 exons. Gene Ontology annotation, biological process: chorismate biosynthetic process; shikimate metabolic process. Gene Ontology annotation, molecular function: shikimate 3-dehydrogenase (NADP+) activity; 3-dehydroquinate dehydratase activity. NCBI's taxonomy places the organism in Eukaryota, Fungi, Ascomycota, Eurotiomycetes, Eurotiales, Aspergillaceae. The record is from RefSeq and is a predicted model, not a curated record.